This is a messenger RNA of Saccharomycodes ludwigii, 720 nucleotides long. It is a transcript of the gene GRX6, whose product is annotated as glutathione-disulfide reductase GRX6. Gene Ontology annotation, molecular function: glutathione disulfide oxidoreductase activity. Gene Ontology annotation, biological process: cellular response to oxidative stress. Gene Ontology annotation, cellular component: cytoplasm; fungal-type vacuole; cis-Golgi network. The transcript has a single exon. Bases 1 to 720 code for a protein of 239 amino acids. The record is from RefSeq and is a predicted model, not a curated record. NCBI's taxonomy places the organism in Eukaryota, Fungi, Ascomycota, Saccharomycetes, Saccharomycodales, Saccharomycodaceae.
AUGUUGAAUAAGAAAAAUAUUAGAAUUUUAUCAAUAACUGCAUUGUUAUUGGUGGUUAUAUACUUAUUGUUAUCCUCCUCGGUUACAAAUUCUAUAAUCAACAACGGUGAAGCUGAUGUUGCCAGGCAACAAGCAACUGGUAAAACAAAGACAAGUAAGAACUUGGUCAAUUUGGAGAAUGUUGAAGAUCCAGAAAAAGUUCAACAAAAGUUUGAAGAACAACAAAAGGAACUUGAUCAUGAAGUAGAAGAGAUUCAGAAAUUAAAAGAUCAAUUAAAAACUCAAGAAGAAAGAAUAGAAGAGUUAGAAGAAUACACUCCUGGAUCUACUACUGAAACGUCAUAUGAUGCUAACACUGAAUAUAACCAGUUAAUUUUAAAGUAUCCAGUAAUUAUAUUUUCAAAAAGCUACUGUCCAUACUCUAAAAGUUUAAAGGAGUUGUUAGUUGGAAAAGGGGAAUAUAUCUUUGAUCCUAAACCACAAAUCAUUGAAUUGGAUUUAGUUGAACAUGGUAGUGAAUUGCAAGAAGUUGUUGGUAAAUUAACCGGCAGAACAACAGUUCCUAAUUUGAUUAUAAAUGGAAUUAGCAGGGGUGGGAAUGAUGAGAUACAAUUGUUAGAAAAAGAAGGAGGUUUAUUUGAUAAAUUAAAAGAGUGGGGUGGUGUUGAAGUUCAAAUCAGUAGCAGCGUUUCUAAUGAGGCUGGUGUUAAUAAUAUUUGA